Bathycoccus prasinos is the source of this 1218-nucleotide messenger RNA. RefSeq lists its product as hypothetical. Gene Ontology annotation, cellular component: cytosol. The coding region runs from base 1 to 1218 and encodes 405 amino acids. The record is from RefSeq and is a predicted model, not a curated record. The transcript has a single exon. NCBI's taxonomy places the organism in Eukaryota, Viridiplantae, Chlorophyta, Mamiellophyceae, Mamiellales, Bathycoccaceae.
AUGUCUCCUCCUCCUCCUCCUCCUCCUCCUCCUCCGAGCGACGAUAUAACCACCACACCAACGUCGACUACUUUCCUCACAAUCGUCAAGCUCGGCGGCCGCUCCAUAACCGAUAAAUCCACGUACGAAACCUUGGAUAAAACUGCGCUCGAGAAGUGUUCCAUUCUGUUACAGAAUGCGAUUUCGAAGAAGACAAAGAAGAAUGAAAACGAGAGAGUGAUAGUCAUUCACGGGGCGGGUUCGUUUGGCCACAUGUCCGCGAAACGAUGCGGGUUAGGCGACGAGGACAGGAAAUUGAAGAUGACCUCCUCGCCCUUCCUGGACGGGUGCGAAGAGACGCGCAGGAGCGUACAAAAGUUGAACGAGUUGGUGUGUGAAAGUUUAGAAGAAGAGAAAGAAAACAAAGUCAAAGUUGAAUGCGUUCGGAGACAUUUAGGCGACGCGUGGCGGUUCAACGAGAAAGGAGAGGUGGAUGUUCUCGGUUACGCUUCCGUGAAGGAGUAUUGCGAAGCGCAUUGUUUCUCUGCGUCUCCUACUUCGUCGUCGUCCUCAAAGUCGCUUUUGUUGUUACUCCACGGGGACGUCGUGGAGGACGCCACGCACGGGCGUUCGAUUUUGAGCGGAGAUAGAAUCGCGCUUGAAAUAGCAAAGGCGUACGCGUUGAAUAAAACGAGAGACCAAAGGGUUGUCAUCAGAGUCGUGUUCAUCACCGGAGCGAGAGGCGUGUUUAGUCGCGACCCGGAUGGUGUUGACGCUGAUGCCGACCUGCCUUGUAGGAUGCUACGGAAAAUUGAAACGACAAUCGACGGUGAGUGGACGUGCGUGAAGGAUAACUUGAAAAGUGACAUCGAAGAUAUCGCGUACGCCACGAACGACAGUUUACGGUACAACGCGUCUAGCAGUGAACACGAAAACAACGACAACAACAACAAGAGAAAAAAAGAAGAGCAAAUAUCUGCAACCGCUUGCUCGCACGACGUUACCGGCGGCAUCUUAGGAAAGAUUCAAUCUUCAGUAACCAUCGCAAAUCUCUCUUCGUCUCCGGGAUACACGAGCGUCCAAGUGUAUAUCACCAGCGUGCACAACGAGAACGGCGACGAGGACGCGUUCGCCGCUCUGAGCGGCUCGGUCGAUCUCGAAACGCUCGUCGAUACGCGAACGGGGAAGCCGUUUCGCGGCACCGUGAUCGUUCGCAAACAACAAGAGAAACGAGACUGA